UGAUUUGGUGACUCUGGAGGAAGAGGCGGACUCUUCUCCGCAGACUGUGCGCCUCGGGGCUGCGCAGUAGCGGACUGGGUGUAGUCUGGACUCCCGUCUUUUCCUGCUGGAGUUCUGGGUGCAUGGCGGCGGACACAAAGAGCUGAGCCCGACCUCAGAGACCCAAAGAGCAGCAGCAGAGAGCCGGGCCAGAACCGCGGAGCCUGGAGCGACCGGUCGCUCCUUGUUUUCCAGGAUCCUCCAGUCCAGAUUGUUUCUGCGCGAAAACGGACGGAAAAAAACUUUGGGAAAGUUUGGGGAGAACUUUGUUGGGAGCUUCGCGAUCGAGUAGGAAGACGGAGCGGGCAGACAGGAUGCAGAAUCUGAUCCGGGCUCUGGUGGCGUGGAGCUGGGUGGCCGCGGCGUGCGUCCGCGGCGCCAUGGACGAGUGCGCGGACGAGCAGGGCCGGCCGCAGCGCUGCAUGCCCGAGUUCGUGAAUGCGGCCUUCAACGUGACGGUGGAGGCGACCAACACCUGCGGCUCCCCGCCUGAGGAGUACUGCGUCCAGACCGGAGCCACUGGGGUCACCAAGUCCUGCCACAUCUGCGAUGCGCGGGACCCUCGGAACCACCACAACGCCGCGUACCUGACCGACUACAACAACCAGCAGGACACCACCUGGUGGCAGAGCCAGACCAUGCUGGCGGGGAUCCAGUACCCCAACUCCAUCAACCUAACCCUGCACCUCGGUAAGACCUUCGACAUCACCUACGUUCGGCUCAAGUUCCACACCAGCCGGCCGGAGAGCUUCGUCAUCUACAAACGCAGCAGUGAGGACGGCCCCUGGGUGCCGUACCAGUACUACAGCGGCUCCUGCGAGAAGACCUACAGGAAGCCGAACCGCGGCUUCAUCCGAACCGGCGGCGAUGAGCAGGAGGCGCUCUGCACCGAUGACUUCAGCGACAUCUCGCCGCUGACCGGAGGAAAUGUGGCCUUCUCCACACUGGAGGGCCGACCGAGCGCCUACAACUUCGACAACAGCCCCGUCCUCCAGGACUGGGUGACGGCCACAGACAUCAGAGUGACCUUGAACAGGCUCAACACGUUUGGAGACGAAGUUUUCAAUGAUCCCAAGGUCCUCAAGUCCUACUACUACGCCAUCUCUGACUUCGCUGUGGGAGGAAGGUGUAAGUGUAACGGCCACGCCAGCGAGUGUGUGAAGAACAGCAGGGGACGGCUGGUCUGCGACUGCAAACACAACACCGAAGGCUUCGACUGCAACGUGUGCAAACCUUUCUACAAUGACCGGCCGUGGAGGAGGGCGACCGCCGACAACGCCAACGAGUGUCUGCCCUGUAACUGUAACGGGAAGAGCUCCGAGUGUUACUUCGAUGCAGAACUGUACCGGGCCACGGGUCACGGAGGUUACUGCAGGAACUGCGCCGACAACACCGACGGGCCCAACUGUGAGCGCUGCCUGGACUACUACUACAGAGAGCAGAGCGGCGGCCGCUGCCUGCCCUGCAGCUGCAACUCCAUCGGUUCUGAAUCUCCUCAGUGCAACAAUAGAGGCGUAUGCGCCUGUAAACCUGGAGUGACCGGAGAGAAGUGUGACCGUUGCCAGCCAGGAUUCCACAGCCUGACCGAGGCCGGCUGCAGGCCUUGCACCUGCUCGCCAUCAGGCAGCACUCAGGAGUGUGACGUCAACACGGGUCAGUGCCGCUGUAAGGACAAUGUGGAGGGCUUCAGCUGCGACAGAUGUAAACCAGGUUACUUCAACUUGGACCCCAACAACACUCAGGGCUGCAUGGCCUGUUUCUGCUUCCAGCACUCAUCGGUAUGUGACAGUGCCGAAGGCUACAGCGUACACACCAUCAGCUCAACCUUCGAAAGAGGUGAUGAAGAGUGGAACGGUCAGCAGCAGGAUGGAUCCACAGUCUCUGUCCAGUGGUCUCCCAGUAGACAGGAAGUGUCCUUGAUGUCUGAAAACUACCAGCGCCUGUACCUCGUUGCCCCAGAGAAGUUCUUGGGGAAUCAGCUAUUGAGUUAUGGACAGAACCUGAGUAUGGACUUCCGAGUAGAACGGCGGGACACUCGCCUGUCGACCGAGGACCUGAUCCUAGAGGGGGCCAACAUGAGGGUUGCUGUCCCCCUCAUCGCCCAGGGCAACGCCUACCCCAACGAGAACAUGCAGACCUACGUGUUCAGGCUCCAGGAACAGCCUGGCUACUCCUGGAGGCCUUUCAUCAGUGACUCGGACUUCCAGAAACUUCUCCACAACCUGACAUCCAUCAAGAUCCGGGGCACCUACAGCGAGAGGAGUGCUGGUUACCUGGACAACGUCUCCUUGGUAACGGCGAGGAGGGGCCCAGGUGUGCCGGCUCGCUGGGUGGAGCAGUGCACUUGUCCACCAGGUUACCAGGGUCAGCACUGUGAGCAGUGCACCCUGGGAUACCGCCGCGCCCAGCCGGAGCUUGGACCCUUCAGCUCCUGUGAGAUCUGCAACUGCCACAGACACAGCGACGCCUGCCACCCUGAUACUGGAGCGUGUGACUGUCAGGACAACACUGCCGGACUGAGCUGUGAGCGCUGUAAGGACGGGUUUUAUGGCGAUGCCACUCAGGGGACCCCGGGCGACUGUCAGCCAUGUCCCUGCCCUGCUGGAGCCACCUGUGCUGUUGUUAAUAAAACCAGAGAGGUGGUUUGCACCAAUUGUCCUGCUGGAACCACAGGCAAACGCUGUGAGCUCUGCGACGACGGGUUCUUUGGGGACCCUCUGGGUCAGAACGGGCCGGUCCGACCCUGCCGCGCCUGCCAGUGCAGCAACAAUAUCGACCCCAACGCCGUCGGCAACUGCAACCGCGAGAAUGGAGAAUGCCUCAAGUGCAUCUACCACACCACCGGCUUCUUCUGCGACCGUUGCAAGACGGGUUUCUAUGGCAACGCCCAGGCCCUCAACCCUGCUGACAAGUGCAAACCCUGCUCCUGCUCUUCACUGGGAACAGUGGAUCAGCAGACCAGCUGCUCUCAGGUCACUGGUCAGUGUCAAUGUCUCCCUAACGUGGCUCAACGCGACUGCAGCGCCUGCCUGUUAGGAUUCUUCAACCUGCAGAGCGGCGAUGGCUGCGAGCGGUGUAACUGUAACCCAAUCGGCUCUACUAGUGGUGAAUGUGACAUCAUUACAGGACAGUGCGAGUGCCAUCCCGGCAUCACUGGCCUGCACUGUGAUCGAUGUGAGAUCAACUUUUUCGGCUUCAGCUCUUCUGGAUGCAAACCUUGUGACUGUGACCUUGAAGGUUCUCUGUCAGGUCAGUGUAAAGAGGACGGUCGGUGCGACUGUCGGCCCGGCUUUGUUGGAGCUCGAUGUGACAUGUGUGAGGAAAAUUACUUCUACAACCGAUCAGUGCCAGGCUGCCAGCAGUGUCCGUCCUGCUACGGUCUGGUCCGAGACAAGGUGAACCAGCAGAGACAGAAGCUCCAAGAACUCCAGACUCUGAUAGAUAAUCUCGGCUCCGGCCAGGAUACUGUCAGUGAUAAGGCCUUUGAGGAUCGAUUGAAGGAGGCAGAAAAAGCCAUCAUGGAGCUGCUUGAGGAGGCUCAGAACAGCAAAGAUGCAGACCGAGGUCUGUUGGACCGUCUGAACACCCUGAACAACACCCUGACCACCCAGUGGAACCGUCUGCAGAGCAUCCGCAACACGGUGGAUGACACCAGUGCUCAGGCAGACCGUGCUCGCGACAGAGUCCGGGAUGCAGAAAGCCUGAUUGACCGAGCUCAGCAGGAACUGGCCAAGGCCAAAGAUGCCAUCAGUAAAGUGGACAUCAAACCUGCUGGUGGGACUGGAGAGCCAAACAACAUGACACUGCUGGCAGAGGAGGCUCGACGCCUCGCCGACAAGCACAAGAUGGACGCCGAUCAGAUCGAGAAGAUCGCCAAAGAUGCCAAUGACACAUCGACCAAAGCGUAUAACCUGCUGCUAAAGACUCUAGACGGAGAAGGCAAGAUGGGUGACGAGAUUGACAAGCUCAACAAGAUGUACAACGAGGCAAAGGACCGGGCCAAGGAUCUGGAGAAACAGGCCAACAAGGUCCAGGCUGAGGCGGAGGAGGCUGGGAACAAAGCUCUAAAGCUGUUCGCCAACCUGACCAGCCUGCCACCGUUUGACACCAAGACCCUGGAGGAUGACGCCAAAAAGAUUAAGAAGGAGACGUCUGACCUGGACAAUCUGAUCGACAAGACAGAACGGGAGUACAACGAACUGCGAGAUGACCUCAAGCCCAAAGAGCUGGAGGUCCGAAAGCUGCUGGAGAAAGGAAAGAGCGAGCAGCAGACCGCAGAUCAGCUGUUGGCCCGAGCUGACGCCGCCAAAGCUCUAGCCGAGGAGGCAGCGAAGAAGGGCCAGUCAACUUUCAAAGAAGCCGAGAACAUCCUGGAAGACCUCAGGGACUUUGACAGGAGGGUCAACGACAACAAGACAGCAGCAGAAGAAGCCAUGAAGAAGAUCCCCAACAUCAAUGCCACCAUCAUCGCCGCCAACGAGAAGACAAGGCAGGCGGAGGAGGCGCUUGGUAACGCUGCUGCCGACGCCCGAGAUGCCAAGAGGAAAGCUGAAGAUGCUGAGAGGAUUGCAGACAACGUACAGAAGGGCUCGGCUAAGACCAAAGAGGAAGCAGAGAAGGCGCUGCAGGACACAAACAAGCUGGACAAAGAUGUGAACGACAUGAUGGAUCAGCUUAGCGCAGCGGAGGAGGAGUUGAAGAAGAAGAAGGCUGAGGCCGACAACGACAUGAUGAUGGCUGCCAUGGCAUCGGAUAACGCCAAGCAGGCCGAGGACAACGCUCGCAAGGCCAAGAGUACGGUGAAGACGGUCCUGAAGAUCAUCACAGAUCUGAUGGAUCAGCUGGGAAACAUCGAUAAAGUGGACCUGAGCAAACUGAACCAGAUUGAUGAGUCUCUGAAGCGCGCCAAGGACAAGAUGGCUGGCAGUGAACUGGACAAGAAGCUGGCGGAGCUGAACGAUGUGGCGAGCACACAGAAGGAGAUGAUCGACGACUACGACCGGCAGAUUCGAGAGAUCCACAGCGACAUUUCUAACCUUAACGACAUCAAGAACACAUUACCUGAAGGCUGCUUCAACACACCGUCGCUGGAGCGGCCUUAGGCCCACCCACCUCUUCCACAUCCACCCCGCCCCUUUUCCUCUCACACUCACAUCUAACACUCCAGCAAACGGGCCGACUUUUACCAAAACAGUUCUUGUCUCAGAUUCUUUGCCAACAUUUCAGUUGUGCCCAGCAGCUGCUGAUGACAGCGGUGUUACAGUGAACUCCACGGUGCAGAGACGCCGUGGACUGAGGUGGACAAACCUUGGAGAGAAAACCAGAACCACAAACCCGACGUGACUGCAGCCACACAGGACGUACGCUCGUGCCUCGCCAUACGUUUCUCUACAACAAUUCAGAACACGUGAAGGAAUUCUCAAAUCCUCCUCCAAUUGCUACACUCUUGAGUCGGACAGCAGGGAAAACGUUUCAAAUCCCCUCCUCUGCAGUAUUCACACCUCCAGCAGGUGGCAGUGUUUAGUAAAGUCACAUGAACUGCUGCAAAGGAAGCUGCCAAAGUCCCAGAGAUAUAAGACCAGACCCAAACUGUUUCUCAUUUACAAUCUUCCAGAUUUUAACCUUGAUGUGUGUAGAAGCUGUAGUGGCUGUUUUCCACCAUAGACGGAACCUCAAAACCUCCCAAGAGCAACCAAAAUAUUCUACAUAACUGAGUAAGAGCUUACAAGCAGCUUCAAAUUUCAGUCCCCAACCCCAUUUAUCAUCCACACUAGCAUCAGAUGAACAAUAGCCUACCUAAAAUUAAAGUCAUGGUCCAAUUCCAAUUUCUCUGGAUUUAUCUUUAAACUACCAGACCUUAGAGUCUUUCAGAGUAAUCUUCACCAGCAGUUCUGCACCUUUAUUUUAAUGAUCUGUAAGAUUUUCACUGAUUUCAGACCAGUUUCAAUUGCAGAUUUUUGUAAAGCUCUGAGAAUUUUCUCUAAGAAUUGGAUUGAAAUAUUAAUGUGACUCAUAUUAACAAGUUUUCAUAUUCGGUAAGUCACAAAAAUCACAAUAAUGAGCUGUGGAAUGUAUGUGUUAGCUCGCUAAGGCUAACAAUAUAAGCUAGGCUCCAUGGUAGCUUAUUUCACACUUCUGCCAGAAUAGCCGACAUUCUGUCAAACAACUCCUUAGUUAGCACGUUAAAGUGAACUCUAACCUUUUCUUUCAUGCUAACAUUUGCCAAUGUAUGGUAACGUUAUUGUCAAUAUGCUAAUGUUAGCUUACCAAUACUAACAGCAGCAUGAUUGUUUCAUAUACAGAAUGAGUCUAACGUCUGCCACUGAUUCUAGCACAAGUUUUACUUCACCAGGAUCGUCAGUGCUCCCAGUAUAACACUUUGUAUUCAGCUGGUAUGUUAUGCUUGAGAUCCUUCAAAGCUGGCAAACAAGCUAAAUACAUUACUGCUACCUACUGGGCUGGAGUAUGUGGCUCAGUAUUACCGAUGUGUCAGAAAUCAUCGGACAAAGAAAGAUGUGAUUAAAUGCACUUUUUUAAACGUUUUCAAAAUAAUUAAUCAAAUUAACAUUUUAAAGUCCAAGCCAUUGCAAAGAGGCAUCUUUACUUUAGAGCAGCUUGCUAGUAAGUUAGCAUGCUAAGGUUAACUAUAAGGUUAGCCUUAGCAUGCUAACUUCUGUCAUCUCAGGUUGCAAAGCAUUGUAAUACGUUACUUUUCCCGAACAGUGUUCUAGAGGACGAUAAAACCACUGACCUUUUUAGAAUAUAGUAAAAAUGUUAGUAAAAUUGACUUGGUAAUAAACCCAUAUUUAUUCUGAUCCUGGCUACAAACUUACUGUUGACUUACUGUUAAAGCUUUUUGUAUUCUGCAAAUGUUAGUGCCGUGGACCGAGCCCAAAUUCGACUGAGGUUUUCCUCAGUUGAAUUUGCUAGCAUGUUCUCAGGACAAAAUCUUGAAGCCCCCAAAGUCUAAAGAAAGUCCUGGACUUCAGAAAGUCUGGAGAACUACUGAUGCGGGCCGCCUUAAAAGAAGGAAACAUGUGGGAUGAAUGAGGAGUUCAGGGAAUUCUGUCUGUGGUGGAGACCUCUGAUGAGAGAUGAUCUGGACUGAACGAUGUGUUGGAGGACAGUCCAAACUUCCCGAUCAUAUGGAUGAAAUGCUUCUCUGUUGGAACAAGAUGCGAUUUUCUGACAGUUUCUCUGUGGGAUGACGUUGGAUUUGUGUGUGUGUAGAAUCAUGUUCUGAUCCAUGGAAUGACCCCUUUAGGACCUUGGCAGCUUCUGCUGGCUCAUAAAGUGCAUUUUAUUGUUAAACCUGGUUCCCACGCUGCAUCACCUCACGUUUGUCUCCACUCCACAUCCAAACACUAUGCAACUUUGUACAUUCUGCGUAGCGAGAGUUUAUUCUGAUACACUGGUGCUAAUAAUUAUUUCAAAUGUUCUAUUUUUGAGUGAAUGUUUUUUAUUAUUGAGUUAGAGUGAGGAGUUUAUGUGUGUAAAUAAGUGAUUGGCUGCUUUUAUCCUGAGCAGCCUCAUUAUGUUUCAUCACAAUCAACUGAAACCUCCAGGUGAAAAUAUAUCCUCUAUCAUAACGUCUGUGGUAUGUUACUAUUAUAAUUGUUAUAAUUAUUAUUAUUAUCUCUGCUUGCUUGUAUACAGGGCUGAGAGCUGCUGCCUUACACCAUUACUGUUUGUGUUGAUUCUUUGUGGGUUUUCAGGAGCUAAACUGAAUAUUUGUGGAGUUUUUGAGCCAGUCAUCAGUCAGGACGAGUCUGUUCGCUCAGCAGAGGCCACAAGCGCUCAUCUGCGAUUUAUUUACUGCUCGUGCCUUAAAAGGACAGUUGUCAGUACUUCUGCAGUUUCUAAAGUCCAUCAGACCCCAGGAUGUCCUGAUGCAACUCGUCUGUCCUCCUUGCAGCCUGUGCAGCUCCAAGCUCUGGAAUCAGUAUUUUAAGUUAUAUGGGCUGUUUGUGGUGAGAUCCUGCUGUUGUUCUUCAUGUUGUUGAUGAUGAUGCUGGAGCUGCUCCGUUUCCAGGAUUCCUCUGUCAUGUUUCUGGCUCAGUUCACACCUGCCUGUAAACCCAAACCUAACAAUUCAGUAAUAAAAACAAACUAUUACAGGA
This is a messenger RNA of Girardinichthys multiradiatus, 8159 nucleotides long. RefSeq names its product laminin, gamma 1 (gene lamc1). The transcript has 28 exons. The record is from RefSeq and is a predicted model, not a curated record. Gene Ontology annotation, molecular function: extracellular matrix structural constituent. The coding region runs from base 354 to 5141 and encodes 1595 amino acids. Lineage: Eukaryota; Metazoa; Chordata; Actinopteri; Cyprinodontiformes; Goodeidae.